CCAUUGAGUUACAGAGUGACUGACGGCCAGGGACAGCUGCAGCCACCAGCCAACCAACCAACCAACCAACCCGUGGAGACGGUCCACGGCAAUCUGAGCAGCCCUGUGUACUCUGACAGUCCUGCUCUGUUGUGGGGAGUGAAACGGAACCCAACCAGGACAAGGAGACCGAACAAAAUGGCUGCCCUGACUAUAGACCCGAUAGAGCAGCCUCGGAUGUACCAACAGACCCUGCUUCAGGACGGACUGUGUGACCUCUUAGAGAAUGACAAGUUUGUGGACUGUGUACUCAAAAUUCAGGACGAGAAGUUCCCCUGCCACCGCUUGGUUUUGGCCGCCAGCAGCCCUUUCUUCAAGGCCAUGUUACUGUCUGACCUGGAGGAAAGCAAGAAGCGUGAGAUUGUCCUCAAAGAUGUAGAGCCAGGUGUUAUGGGGAUGAUCCUGCGCUACUUGUACACCUCUGACAUUAAUCUAACAGAACAGAAUGUCCAGGAUAUCUUCAUUGUUGCAAACAUGUACCAGAUCCCCUCCAUCUUCUCUGUAUGUGUGUCCUACCUCCAAGAGAAGCUAGUGCUGGGAAACUGCUUGGCUAUCUUCAGGUUGGGACUUCUGCUGGAUUGUCCGAGGCUUACUUUGAUUGCUAGAGAGUUCAUCUGCGAACGCUACCACAUCGUUGUCAGGGACCCAGACUUCCUGCAGCUGGGCCCGAGUGAACUGGCCAUCAUCAUCACCUCUGACGCCCUAAACAUUGAGCGGGAGGAGCUGGUGUUUGAAUCUCUGAUGGACUGGGUCAGACAUGACGAGACAAAUCGCGUUAAGGACCUGCCAGAGCUGUUGCACUGCAUCCGUUUCAGGCUCAUACCUGUGAAUUACUUCAAAGACAAAGUAGAGUGUCACCAGUACCUUCGGGCCAACCAGGAUAUAAAGAAGGAGCUGGAUCUUGUCAAGGAUGCUCACAGGGGAUGUCUACCAAAGCCCAGGAAGCCCAGCAGUGACGAGGCAAAGAAGGGAGAAGGAAGUGAUGAUGAGGACGAUGAGGAGGAGGGGUACUUGCCUGGAAUACUCAACAACAACCCUCGCUUUGGGAUGUUUGAGCUGGAUCUGAUACUUAUGAUCAGUGUCACAGGGACUGUGGCCUAUGACCCGGUAGGAAACGAAUGCUUUGUGGUCUCACAGUCCACAGAAAUUCCCAAGAACCACUGCAGCCUUGUGACCAAAGAGAACCAGGUGUUUGUUGUUGGAGGACUUCUCUACAACGAGGAGGACAAAGACGAACCAUUCAGCUCUUACUUCCUGCAGUUUGACCCAGUGAGUUCAGAGUGGUUAGGGAUGCCAUCACAACCCAACCCUCGCUGUUUGUUUGGCCUGGCGGAAGCUGAAAACUCCAUCUUUGUUGUUGGAGGAAAGGAACUAAAGGAAGGCGAGCAUGUCCUGGACUCAGUCAUCAUCUAUGACAGACAGUCAUUCAAAUGGGGAGAGUCUGACCCUCUGCCUUACGAAGUGUAUGGCCAUGGAACCGUGUCACACAAAGGUCUUGUCUACGUCAUUGGAGGGAAGUCUCAAAGCAAGAAAUGCAUGAGAAGAGUCUGUGUCUACAACCCCACUAAGUUUGAGUGGAAGGACCUGGCUCCUCUGAAGACGGCCCGUUCCCUGUUUGGUAUCACCGUUCACAAAGACCAGAUCUUUGUAGUGACCGGGGUCACAGACGAAGGCCUCACCAGCUCUGUGGAGGUCUACAACAUUGCCACCAACAACUGGUCUGAGUUCACAGAGUUCCCUCAGGAGCGUAGCUCUCUCAAUCUGAUCUCGAUGGGGGGUUUCCUGUACGCUGUGGGGGGCUUUGCCAUGAUGCCCAGUGAAACCAGUGAGGAGCCCGUCCCAACAGAGAUGACUGACAUCUGGAGAUAUGAUGAGUCAGACAUGUGCUGGAACGGGAUUUUGCGAGAGAUCAGCUAUGCAGAGGGAUCCACUAUUCUUUCAGUGCGUCUCAACACUCUGCGCCUCACCAAGUUAUAACUGAACUGAGCUGUUAAUGGUGCUAAGAGCUUAAUGGUGUAACAUUAGCAUUGAAUUGAAUGAUUGUAGUUUUCUCAUGACGGACAUUGGCCCAAAAUUGGUUUAGGGUACAAAAUGUUUCAGUUACAAUUUAAUUUGGUCUCUGGAGAUGAAAAAGUGUUAUGAAAUCAGCAACAAAUUGUUUUACCUUGUGUUUUACAGCAGGGGGAGACAGUUACAAGUUAAGUCUAAAU
Messenger RNA from Etheostoma cragini (Arkansas darter), 2249 nucleotides. RefSeq names its product kelch-like protein 40a. NCBI's taxonomy places the organism in Eukaryota, Metazoa, Chordata, Actinopteri, Perciformes, Percidae. The record is from RefSeq and is a predicted model, not a curated record. Bases 178 to 2016 code for a protein of 612 amino acids. The transcript has 6 exons. Gene Ontology annotation, molecular function: protein binding.